GCUAUUGGGACAGAUAUUACAAAUGACUUUUAUAACACACAUGAAAAUAAAAUUUUCGAAGAGACAGAUUCCUCAGAAGCUUUAUUAAUUCCCAAAGACAUACCUUCUAAAAAGUACUCGUCUGUGCUUGCAAAACAUAUUGAUCAUCUUCAAGGAAAACCAGAACCUCGAACUAAACUGACAGCUGCCAAAUUCAUCGAUAACAUUAAUGUAAAAUUUUAUUCUAGAGAACCGUUGGCACAACACGCUCAUAGCAGAUUUGCCAUGCAGCAAAUAGUGUCGAUGGUUAUAGGCAAAGUAAAUGAAGAAAUGAAGAUGAAUGAAAAAGGACAUUUGGUCCAAGGUGGUACUUUUCAUACUCUAGAAAGCAAACCUGUUGAGAUAGACACAAAAAGUAUCAAAUUUCACCGUUAUAGGCUUACAAGCAAGAAAAUGAUUAAUGCAAAUGUCGAAUAUCCUGUGAUGAGGUUUACAUUUUCCAAAAUACAUCAAGACGAAAAAAACGUUUACUCUGAAAAAUUCUUACCUGGACAUUACAUUGAGGUGCAAUCUAGAGUAAAUGGUCAAAUUGUGAUUAGAAGCUAUACUCCUUUGGAAGCAUUUGGUAUGGGUACAAUAAUAUUCACAUUUUCUAUGUCUAAUAAGAAAGCUGUAACCGUAGAGUUCAAAAGACCUCUCAAUCCACCAGGAAGAAAACGAAUUACUCAUGGUGACAUGAAAU
Racocetra persica is the source of this 721-nucleotide messenger RNA. NCBI's taxonomy places the organism in Eukaryota, Fungi, Glomeromycota, Glomeromycetes, Diversisporales, Gigasporaceae. The record is from the annotation of a GenBank genome assembly.